Messenger RNA from Trichomonas vaginalis G3, 1380 nucleotides. RefSeq names its product ribonuclease H-like family. The record is from RefSeq and is a predicted model, not a curated record. The annotation marks the transcript as partial. The transcript has a single exon. NCBI's taxonomy places the organism in Eukaryota, Parabasalia, Trichomonadida, Trichomonadidae.
AUGACCAUUUUUACCGGUAAGUUCAACCUUGCCUUAGACACAUUUGCAUCCCCAGAAUUCACGCAUGUUGCAAAGAUUUUCAUUAUGUUCACAAUAUAUCAAAUGAUGAACAAAUACAAACAACUUCAGUCAGCUAAUAUCAAUCCGGAAAAACUUGCUGACAAAUUAUAUAAGCCUAUUACACGUGAUGAGAUCCGAAAUAGAAUGAUUGCUAUUGCUAACAGCAUACACCUUGCUAAAGUUCUCGAAUUCGCCAAAAAAGCAUACACUUGUGUCGCCAUCGAUGAAGGCAAGACACAUGAUUACCACAAUCUUGAUUUUGUCUUAACAAAUCCGUUGGAGCAAAUGAAGCCAUACCCAGUAGAGGCGAUAGAUAUGAAGGAUGGCCAGACAAGUCAGGAUUAUAAAUCCGCAAUAACAGCAGGAUUUAACAGAAUUGACAUUAGGAAAGUCAAGAUAGGUAGUGUGGUAGUUGACGGAGGACCAGCACAGUUAAAAUGCUUCAAAGAUACUUGGAAUGAUUCAUUCUAUCAUGACAGAGAUCCAAAAUACUACAAGAUAUUGCUUAUUCCCUGUUUGUGUCACAGAAUCCACAACAGCUAUCAAUAUAUUGCUGGCAAGAACAACCAGUUACAAAGUUUAGUAAAGGAUGUGCACAGAAUUGCAGAACUUUGUCGCAUUCAUGCUGACGAUAUAGGUGCACAAUGUCCACAGCAUGUAUCCACCAGAUGGAUAUAUGACUAUAAUAUAUGUGUCUUUAUUCUUAAGUACGAAAACAAAAUCAAGCAAUAUAUAAAUGUAGAUCACGAUAAAAUCGUACAAUUGAAAGAUUGUUUAGCUGUUCUUAAAAAGCUAAUCUUAGUAUUCGAAUCGGAUAAGGCAUUGUUGGCAAAUUGUUACAUUUGGCUUCGUAAAGCCAUAUCAGCUCUCAAUCUUUUGACAUCCAAUUUGCAUAAUGCAUUCGGAUCCAUCUUGGCAUCUUCAUUGGAUAGCUAUACCUUGGACUCUGACUUUGGUGGGCUAUGGUGUUUGGCAUUCUCUCUCACGCCGAGAGGAAGGUUCUACUUCCAUAGAAAGUUUGUUAAAAACGAAGAAGUAGAAGAUUUGGCCGAUCCCUUGAGUUCCUUUCAAAGUGAGCAUAUUCCUGAUAAAGAUCCGGCAGAAGAUUUACAGGACAUUUACAUGGAUUCUAUUUUUGAGGAAGGUAACACAAACGCUGUAAUUGAUGUAACAGAUGAAGGCACAUUUCGUAGAAUUGUCGAAUCUGAUGAUCAACUUAGGCUUACAUUGCAAGAUGUACGCGAGGAUAAUCAUCAGACUGCCGAAAAUGAUCUAACAGCAGCUAAAGAUUACCUCAAGCGCAUUUUGGUUCAAUUCCGA